GAACGUGCAGCGCCACAGGUGAUCCACACUACAGGACGUUUGAUGGUAAAUUGUUCCACUAUGAAGGCAGAUGUAGUUACGUCCUAUCAGAAGAUGUUGAUAACACAUUCAAAGUUUACUCUGAGAAUGAACCAUGUAAUGGUGGCAGAUUUGCGUGUACAAAAGCAAUUACAGUCAAAGUUAAAGAAUUAACCAUGCAUGUUGCACGAGGUGGUAAUGUGACUGUGUUUGGUAUUGCUGUUAGAUUACCAUACAAAAAACAAGGUAAUUAA
Molecule: messenger RNA, 272 nt
Organism: Paramuricea clavata
Lineage: Eukaryota; Metazoa; Cnidaria; Anthozoa; Malacalcyonacea; Plexauridae
Source: the annotation of a GenBank genome assembly